Messenger RNA from Carya illinoinensis, 1141 nucleotides. RefSeq lists its product as uncharacterized. The coding region runs from base 135 to 725 and encodes 196 amino acids. NCBI's taxonomy places the organism in Eukaryota, Viridiplantae, Streptophyta, Magnoliopsida, Fagales, Juglandaceae. The record is from RefSeq and is a predicted model, not a curated record. The transcript is spliced from 3 exons.
CACGCGUCCCACCAGUUCCCAUGUCGGACCCGACCGUACUCAAAUAAUUCCCCUCUACUCCUCUCUCUCUCUCUCUCUCUCUCAGCUUCACAGAAACCACCGCUGCUUCGGUGAUUAACGCAAAGGAGCUCGCGAUGAGAACGAACAACGACGUUCCAGCGUCAACCAUUCAUGUUCCCUCCUCAACCAUAGGCAUAGCCAGUAGUACGGUGGUACUGAAGAAAGACAACUCCUCGGAAGCAGCUGCUUCUGGAUUCUUCGGUAAGAGCCGUCCGUACAAGUUUUGGGCCUUGGCCGCCAUUCUUCUCCUUGCUUUCUGGUCCAUGUUCACCGGCUCCGUCACUCUCAAGUGGUCCACCGUUGACCUUACCCGCUUUGCCGGAGACACCGACUCUCUGAUCCACGACGAUCUUGACAUUCUGGAAGUGGAGGAGAGACAGAAGGUGGUGAGGCACAUGUGGGAUGUGUACACACAAAGCAAGAGUAUCAGACUUCCUAAGUUUUGGCAGGAGGCUUUUGAGGCUGCUUACGAGCUUUUGGUGAGUGAGACUCCCGGCGUCCGAGACGCUGCCGUUUCCGAGAUUGCUAAGAUGUCCAUGAGCUCCAUCGGCCUCCACGCACUUCCUGGUCACUCACAGAGUACUAGACGAUCAAGAAAAAGCCCCAAGCAAGUAGAAAAGGUAAAAGAAGAAAUUACAAUUGGGAGUAGUGAGAGUAGCCGAUAACCGGGAAUCUUCUUGGGUAUACCGUAUAUGCACUCUGCGAUAUCCCACUUCCUGCUUAAAAUUUGGUAGAAGAUGGUGAUGGUAAUACAGAGUCUAUUAUAUGAGAACAAAAAAUGGUUACAUAAAUGCUAGUGAUCUUUUAGCUCUCCCUACGAGUUUUUCACUAGCAGCAUAGCAUCCUUCAGCUUAAGUACCUGGUAAUAUCCAGCAGUUUGUAUAUUUCGCAUUUUCAUAAUAAGCCCAUGAAACCGUGGGGUUUAGUAACUUGUAUUAUGCUGAAUGAUAUGGGGUGACUUUCUAUUGGAAGUAUCAUAAGAUACGAGAAGAAGCAGAUCAUGGUUAUAUAUAAACCUGAGUAAUGCUACUCUUCUUCAUUGUGGAUUUUGUAAUCUUCAAUCACAGUUCUUGUUUUUUCA